Phasianus colchicus (ring-necked pheasant) is the source of this 3298-nucleotide messenger RNA. RefSeq names its product endoplasmic reticulum aminopeptidase 1. The record is from RefSeq and is a predicted model, not a curated record. Gene Ontology annotation, cellular component: membrane; cytoplasm. Gene Ontology annotation, molecular function: metalloaminopeptidase activity; peptide binding; zinc ion binding. Gene Ontology annotation, biological process: peptide catabolic process; proteolysis. NCBI's taxonomy places the organism in Eukaryota, Metazoa, Chordata, Aves, Galliformes, Phasianidae.
CGCUGCGCCGCCCCCUCCCCCCGCGGCGCGAUGGGCGCGGCGAGCGGCGCCUAAAAAGCGAAAGCGAAAGCGAAGGCAGCGCCGCGCGGGGCCCGCAGGCCGCAGGCAUCGCCUCGGAGCUGUACGCGGAGGAGCGAGGCCGCGUCCUGAACGGCGGCGAUUUGGAGCUUUCUUUCCUUCUGCGGGUGGUCGCCACGGGCAGCCGGUCCGCCAUGGCGGCGUCGGGCCGGGAGGUGGUGCUGCUGCUGGGGCUGGCGAGCGUGGCGUGCUGUGCCAGCGAUGUCCAGAGCGGCGGCGGCAGCGCGCAGUUUCCGUGGGACCAGGUGAGGCUGCCCAGGCACGUCGUCCCGCUGCACUACCACCUCCUCAUCCAUCCCAACCUCACCACGCUCACUUUCACCGGCACCGUGGACAUCGACGUCGCGGUCGCGCAGCCGACGAAGGCGGUCGUCCUGCACGGCAAACGCCUGCGCGUCACCGGGGCUGCCAUCGAGGCGGGGGCCGGGAGCCCCUGCGCGGUGCGGGACGUGAGGCUGCUGCGGCACCCGCCCCGCGAGCAGCUGGCGCUGCUGGCCGCCGAGCCGCUGUGCGCCGGGCACAACUACACCGUCCGCAUCCAGUACUCAGCGAACCUCUCCGACUCCUUCCACGGCUUCUAUAAAAGCACCUACAGGACCCAGGAAGGAGAACUCAGAGUGCUUGCAUCAACUCAUUUUGAGCCAACAUCUGCAAGAAUGGCCUUCCCAUGUUUCGAUGAGCCAGCCUUCAAAGCCAGGUUUUCAGUUAAGAUUAGGAGGGAACCACAUCACCUUGCAUUGUCCAAUAUGCCACUGGUGAAGUCUGUGAAUAUAGCUUCAUGGCUUGUUGAGGACCAUUUUGAUACCAGUGUCAAGAUGAGUACUUACCUUGUGGCCUUUAUUGUUUCGGAUUUUAAGUCCAUCAGCAAAGUAACCAAUCAUGGAGUUAAGAUUUCCAUAUACACAGUACCAGAAAAGAUCAACCAGGCUCAUUAUGCACUGGAUGCAGCAGUAAAACUUCUAGACUUUUACGAGGACUACUUCAGCAUUCCCUACCCCUUACCAAAACAAGAUUUAGCAGCUAUUCCUGAUUUCCAGUCUGGUGCUAUGGAAAACUGGGGGUUGACCACAUACCGGGAAUCUGCGUUGCUGUAUGAUCCUGAAAAGUCCUCAGCAUCCUCUAGGCUUUGGAUUACUAUGAUAAUAGCCCAUGAGCUGGCUCACCAGUGGUUUGGCAACCUAGUUACCAUGGAGUGGUGGAAUGAUCUGUGGUUAAAUGAAGGGUUUGCAAAGUUCAUGGAGCUCCUGUCAGUAAACGUCACCCAUCCAGAACUGAGAGUGGAAGAUUAUUUCUUAAGAAGAUGCUUCGAUGCCAUGGAAGUGGAUGCAUUAAAUUCAUCCCAUCCUGUGUCUACUCCUGUGGAGGAUCCAGCUCAAAUCUUAGAAAUGUUUGAUGAAGUUUCAUAUGAGAAGGGAUCAUGUAUAUUAAAUAUGUUGAGGGACUUCCUGACUGCAGAUGUGUUUAAGUCUGGACUUGUGCAGUACCUACAGAAAUACAGUUAUCAGAAUACUAAGAACGAAGAUUUGUGGGACAGUUUGACAAAUAUUUGUCCCACAGUAGAUACUGAAAAAAGUGAACUACAGGGUGAUGGCUUUUGCAGAAGAAAUCAACAGUCAUCUUCAAAUGCACACUGGACCAAAGAGACUCUAGAUGUGAAGGCAAUGAUGGACACUUGGACACUGCAAAAAGGUUUUCCCCUGGUAACUGUCACCGUAAGAGGAAAGAAUGUCCACCUGCAGCAGGAGCACUACAAGAAAGGAGUGGAUACUCUUUCACCCACAGAAAAUGGGUACUUGUGGCACAUUCCACUAACCUACAUUACCAGCAAAUCUCACACUGUUCAAAGAUUUUUGAUGAGAACCAAAACAGAUGUCGUUAUCCUUCCAGAAGAAGUUGAAUGGGUUAAAUUCAAUGUGGACAUGAAUGGUUAUUACAUUGUGCACUAUGAAGAUGACGGAUGGGAUCGUCUGAUCAACCUUUUAAGAGAGAAUCAUACAGCGAUUAGCAGCAAUGACAGAGCAAGUCUUAUUAACAAUAUAUUCCAGCUUGUGAGAAUAAAAAAACUGUCGAUUUCUAAAGCUUUUGAUUUAACUUUAUACAUGAAACGGGAAACACAGAUCAUGCCCAUACUCCAAGGUAUGAAUGAGCUGGUUCCUAUAUAUAAGCUCAUGGAGCGGAGAGAGAUGGAUGACACAGAAAAACAGCUGAAGGACUAUAUAGUCAAUCUAUUUAAGGACCUAAUUGACAAGCAGCUUUGGAGUGAUGAAGGUUCAGUGUCUGAGAGAAUGCUUCGGCAGUCCCUGCUGAUGUUUGCAUGUGUGCGCAGGUACCAGCCCUGCGUGGACAAAGCAGAAGAGUAUUUUUCAAAAUGGCAGAAAUCCAAUGGAACCUUAAGGCUGCCAGCAGAUGUGAAGACGGCAGUAUAUAUCGUUGGAGCACAAACAUCUGAAGGUUGGGAUUUCCUUCUUAGUAAAUACCAGCACCACUCCUUCAGUGUAGACAAAGAUAAAAUUGCAUCAGCUCUCAGCCUCACCAGGAAUAAAGACAAACUUCAGUGGCUAAUGGAGGAAGGUCUGCGUGGUGACAUCAUAAAAACUCAGGAUUUUCCAUACAUUAUUGUGUCUGUUGCCAGAAAUCCAUCUGGCUAUCAUCUCGCUUGGACCUUCUUAAGGGAGAACUGGGAGAAACUCAUUGAAAAAUUUGAACUCGGUUCAUCAUCCAUAGCAGGCAUUGUCACUGGAGUGACAAAUCAGUACUCAACAAGGCCACAGCUUGCACAGGUAAAAGAAUUCUUCAGUUCUCUGGAGGAAAAAAGUGCACAGCUUCGUUGUAUCCAGCAAGCCAUUGAAACCAUUGAGGACAACAUAGAGUGGAUGGAUAGAUAUUUUGAGGAAAUCAAAAUGUGGCUGCAAAAGAACCAGCCAUAAAUUAGGAUAGCUUGUUUAUAUUUGUUAGAAAUAAUUGAAAGGCACUGAAAAUACAGGGCUGGAGGGAAAGCUAAGCCUGAGACAUUCAUUCUUCUGGAGGGAGCUCUCAGCCUUCUGCUGCUGACUGAAAAUAUUUUUGUAUUUUUAAGUCACAUCAUGGAAAGGAGCAUGCGUAUUUUGUGUGUGUGAAUCUAAGAUGAUUAAACAGUUUGUUUUAGCUGGAAAUUUUACUUUUAAUGAUCCCUUGUACAACUAACUGAAGUGCAGCUACUGCUAUAAAUACUCACUGAUGG